Physella acuta is the source of this 1970-nucleotide messenger RNA. RefSeq lists its product as uncharacterized. Gene Ontology annotation, cellular component: extracellular region. Lineage: Eukaryota; Metazoa; Mollusca; Gastropoda; Physidae. The record is from RefSeq and is a predicted model, not a curated record. Gene Ontology annotation, molecular function: calcium channel inhibitor activity.
GUGCUGCCCGCCAUAACCACGGCCAUGGUGAGCGUUCGAUUCUGUUCUUUUGAUCGUUAGGCGAGUACACGCCGUUGGCAGUGUGUCGCCCUCUAGGCUGUUUCUGUCACAUAGGCUGGAUGAGUACACAGGGUGCCUACAGAACCUGGGAUAAGUACACAGGGUACCUACAGUGCCUGGGAUAAGUACACAGGGUACCUACAGUGCCUGGGAUAAGUACACAGAGUACCUACAGAGCCUGGGAUAAGUACACAGGGUACCUACAGUGCCUGGGAUAAGUACACAGGGUACCUACAGAUUAGCAACAGGCUGAAACGCCUUAAACGAUGUUUUGUCUUGAUAGCUUUCAGUAAACCUACCAGCAUUUUUAUUCAAGUGCCGGCCUGUGAUCUUUGCUGGCCAGAUAAAUAUGCACGAUCCCGCGUUAAUUGCUGGGCCAAUUAUUCAUCUGCUGAACUAGAGUGAGUAAGGUUCAGUCUGUGGCUAAGAUGGCGGUGUGGUAUAUUGUCUUGAUGCUGGUGUGGCUGUGUUACACCCGUCUAACUAAUGCGUCCACCUGCUCGUGGUCUAACGAAGGCUGCAACGAUGACAGCGAGUGCUGUAGCAAGUCGUGCUUUCUGGCUCACGAGGGUACCAACGCUAGGUGUCGCCACAGUACCCUCGGGGAGAGAUGUGUUUUCGAUUACCAUUGUCAGGAUACGCUCGUGUGUGGCAGCCACUUCAACUGCUGCUCUCCCUUCUGGAAGAUUUGUAUCAAAGACUCAGACUGCUGCGAGCCGGUUCACGUCUGCCGAGCUGCCGUGGGCUAUCUCUACAACCGGUGCCUGUUUGCACACUCCACCCCCGCGGUCUACAGAAACAUUUACCACCAUUUACCUCUGCUUCUUUCUUCUGCUUUAGUCAGCUGGAUGCUUCUCAAGUACUGGCUACAACGAGACUGAUACAAAACUUUAAACUUCCAGAAUGAUAAAAUACACAUUUUUACAUGACGUAAUAUUCAUUAAUGAUACAUUAAUUCAACUGACAAUUGUAUUGUAACUUCCAUAAAUCAUAAUGAUAAAAUACAAUUAUUACCCAUAUAUUAAUAUUCAUUAAUUGAUACAUUAAUAAUUUUUAUACCGAUAAUUAUAUCAUUAAAAUUAACUGCUUGAUUUAAGUAACAAGGACUAUAGUGAUAGCUAACAAUUUAUAAACUAUUGUUUUUAGUGCUGAUUUGUUGACAUUUUUUACUUGGUGAAGGCAAGUUAGCUAAUACUCCCAAGCGUGAACAUUAUGGUUUAGGUCUUAAUUUAUCUACUACUUCAUAAACAGUUGACACCAGAGUGAUUUGAAUAUAAGUGAUAUUUUUUCUAAAACUCAUAUUUCAAUUUGUGUUAUUGAGUUAUUGUUAAAGAAACAAUUUACAAUUUUUAAAUAUUUACAUUUUAGAAAACAAUGUCUAUGCCUUCAAACAAAAAGUCGUUCUUAUUGUGAUUGAGAAAAAAAGAUAGGUCUAUUCAUGGAGUGAAAAUCAAUGGUAAAAUCAUAUGGCAUAGGGUCAUCUUGUACUGUCAAUUCCAUUUUCCAUUCAAGCAAAUGGACAAAAAGAAAUUAAAAUCAUAAUUUUUAAUUGACAAUGGAGCAAAGUGCUAUUAAAUUUGUAUGUCUACAUUUGUAUGAUGUCUAAACAAUUAUGUUGUUAUGUGGGUAAAGUUGGUAAGCUUUGCCCAAUCAUAAUUUUGUGUAGAAGAUAUAUAUAAAUCAGAUAUGUAAUUUUUAUUUGAAGCUUUUCACUUUUUAAAGUGUUUUUAGUAUACCACACAGUAUUGAUUAUUAUAGAAUGAUCUAUAUCCAGUUCAGUUGGUUUCGCUUUUUUUUUCCUUUUUGUUUAUUUUUUAGAAAUGACUAUUUAAUUUUAAAAUAUUAAAUAGUGUGUAUUUAGAAAUUAGUGUUAAAACUGAUAGAGAACAUUAUUUAGCUAAAACUGGAUU